AUGUUUGGCGUUGUCUUUGGGAGUACCAGUUUCCUGAUUCGGCUCGCUUUUAAAAAGGAAAUUGAUGACUAUGUUGAGAAGAUUCAAGCCCAGAUUUCAAACAAUUAUCAAGUGUUUCUCAACAAGGUUCAAAAAGAGGUUCACGCCACAGCCACUGACGUAAGAUUGCACCGUGUCAUAGAAAGGGAGUCAUCGUUCCCUUAUCUACCGGCACUGGAGUUUGAUUUUUUAGAGUACGGUGCUUCGGAUGGAAGACUCCUAUAUCCUGACACAAAGGUAGGAAAAAGGAAGCGGAUAUAUAAUUCAUUGGACGACGAGGAGGGACAUAUACAACUCAGAAAUAUUCCGAAACAGAGUGAUCUGGGGUUACAGUAUGUGGUUCAGGUAACGGAAGCAGGCGAAUGGGGAUUUGUGACAGGAGGCUACCUCUUGCAGACGUGGCUGGAGACGACCCCAACGAGCAUUCAAUCAGAUGAACAUCCGAUCUUUCUUGUAGGAAAGUCCCAGGGGUCGAACACAGCAUCCUUUGACACCGAAUCGAAGACGACAGCAGCGGAGGAUUGGCUUCCAUUAAAUUAUGCCUCUCAAAUAGCACAGGGGAGAGGAUGGUUUAAAUCACUUCCGAGUUGGCUUCCAGAGCGAAAAAUCUUUUUACAGGCAACAGAAGAUACCAGUGGGCGGGCUUUUACUGCUUUUCGGAUAACACCUUUCAACUCCCCCUUCGCUACGACGCGCGAUGCCCCCGCUGUGGGCUUAGUCGUUGCAUAUUCGCAUGAACGUCAGAUGAGAUGGCAGCAGCAACUUACGAUCACACUGCUUUUGAGUGGUAUCGGUGGACUCGCGUUAGUUUAUCUCAUCAGUUAUAUCAUUAGUCGUCGGAUUACCCGUCCUAUCGCGGUCCUACGCGAGGGGGUGAGUCACAUCGCGGCGGGUAAUCUCGAUCAUCGCGUUAAGAUCCAAUCGCGUAAUGAGGUAGGGCAGCUUGCUGAGGGGUUCAAUCAAAUGGCACAUGACCUGAAGCAGAGCUUGGAGGAACGUAUGGCAGCAGAGCGUGCAGCGACUUGGAGAGAUGCCGCACGGCAGGUGGCGCAUGAAGUUAAAAACCCGCUCUUUCCGAUUCGACUCUCUGUUGAAAACCUGCAGCAGGCGAAAUCCAACCCUGAAGUUUUUGAGCAAAUAUUCAGUGAAUGUACGGACACAGUCAUUGAAGAGGUCGAUCGGAUCGGUAAACUCAUAGACGAGUUCCAUCAAUUCGCGCGAAUGCCGAAGCCCCAGCGGAAAUGGAACCAGUUGAAUGACAUUGUGAGAUCUGUUCUGACACUGUACACCGGUAGACACAUACCCGGACCUUGA
This is a messenger RNA of Geodia barretti, 1353 nucleotides long. The record is from the annotation of a GenBank genome assembly. NCBI's taxonomy places the organism in Eukaryota, Metazoa, Porifera, Demospongiae, Tetractinellida, Geodiidae.